GUAAGCGGUGAGCGGUCAGCAACGCGAUUUCCAUGAUAAUUAUUUUGUUCUUCCACGAUUUUAUAGCGUUUAGUCUCUAAGAAUAAAUUAUAGUUUGCGGAAUGUUAUAUUUCAGAAUACUUAAGGCUGCCGUAAAGAAGGAUUUGAUUUAACGUCUCUUCAUAGUCGAAGCCGGUUCCUAAGUUUUACUCCAGAAUACUUUAAAAACUUUGAAAUGUUGCUAAAACUAUUCAUAUUGACCUUUUUCUUUAAUAUUAAUAUUAUUAGCAGUCAAAACCUACAAAGUGUAAGCGAUGAUGAUUUAUUACAGCUAAUAAAAGAGCAAGAAAAACUUAUAGUAUUGUUUCAUAAACCAAAUUGUAAGGAAUGUGAUAAACUAGAAAAAAUAAUAGACAUCUUACAGGAAGACUUUGAAAAAGAAUUAAAUGCACCAUCUGUGAAGGUUGUGAAUAGUCAUCUAGCUAGACUAUACAGUCCCACUAAGGAACCUGCACUUGUAUUUUUCAGACAUGGAGUACCUUUGCUUUAUGAUGGUGCAGCUGAUGAGGGCGAAGUAUAUGGUUAUUUGGAAAAGAACCAGUCUCCAUCAGUUAAAGAGUUAUCAGAUAAAAUAUUUGAACACAUGACGCAGGCCGCUACUGGGGCUACAACAGGAGACUGGUUUGUUAUGUUUUAUGGCGCAUCUUGUGUUGAAUGUCAAAGGCUACAUGCAGUGUGGGAGGGUGUGGGCGCAACACUACGCGGCAGGGUUAAUGUCGCAAGGGUUGACGCAAAUUUGGCUGGUGCUCUAACAGCUAAACGUUUUAAAGUUCAGAAAUUACCAGCAUUCUUUUUCUUCCGUUUAGGCAAAGUGUACAGAUAUGAUCUACCUAAAAAUGAUAUUAAAUCUUUUGUAACAUUUGCUCAAGACUGGUACAAAAAUGUGAAAGCAGAGACAGUACCACUUUUAUCAUCGCCGUUUGAUGAUGUAGUUGAUUGGUGUGUGGAAAUGCUUAAGUUUUCAAUUAAUCUUGGACUUGAAAUAUUAGCGAAACAUCCUUGGAUUUGGCAAAUAGGAGUAGCUGGGUUUGGAUUGGUAGCAAUAACAGCACUAAUAGCAUUGAUGAAAGCAAGGAAACCAAAACCUGCCAAAGAAGUGAAAAAAGACAAGAAGAAGAAGUAAACAUCAAAUUAAAGUACAAAACACAAUACUUAAUGUAAUAAAUUAAAUUUUUCUAAGCUUAAACUAUAUCUUUGAAAAAGUCCGUCCAUUAUUGUUCAUUCCAAUGUAAAUAGUUAUGGACUACAAAUUUUAAUUAUUUAUACUUUUUUUAAUGAGAAAGAUUGAUUUUUUAGAGGAAUACAAAAAAUGGAAACAAAUCUAUUAUAAUAUACUUGGUAGCUUCUUUGAUCAUAAGGACUAUGAUCUCGACUAUAAAAUAUAAUAACAAUGAAUCAUGGCUACUCUCUCAAAAUAUUACUAUGCAGGGUGUAAUCGCUAAAAAAAAUAUCAUAAACCCGAAAUUAUAUUAAAAUAAAAAUUAAAACUUGACUGCUAAUUUAUGUAUAUAGCCUACGUCACUACCGCCACUAACAUAACAAUAAUUCAG
This is a messenger RNA of Colias croceus (clouded yellow), 1589 nucleotides long. RefSeq names its product thioredoxin domain-containing protein. The coding region runs from base 215 to 1162 and encodes 315 amino acids. NCBI's taxonomy places the organism in Eukaryota, Metazoa, Arthropoda, Insecta, Lepidoptera, Pieridae. The transcript has 6 exons. The record is from RefSeq and is a predicted model, not a curated record.